UGGUUUCAGUCUUCAGUGAAUAUGACCGUGCCGCUGUCCAGGUUAUGCAUCUGUUUUUAUAAACCUGUCAAACUGUAUGUCACGUCCGCGAGGUCACGCACGCAGACGCGAGGCCGAGCGCGCUCAAAUCAAGUUUGCGUUUCCCCCGUUUUAUACAGUCUAUGAACACCAGUGACCGCAGCACGAGCACGAGCACGAGCAGGACAGGUGCAGGAGCCCUCUCAGUCCAGAGCGGACUAGCAUGGCCAUGACGGGAGGCAUGGCAGCGCCGCUCCCGAUGAGCAACCAUACACGUGAGAGAGUCACGGUGGCCAAACUCACGCUGGAGCACUUCUACAGCACCCUGCUCACCCAGCACGAGGAGCGGGAGAUGAGGCAGAAGAAGCUGGAGAAGGUGAUGGAUGAGGAAGGUUUACCUGAUGAAGAGAAGAGCAUGAGGCGAUCUCUGCACGCUCGUAAGGAGACCGAGUUUCUGCGGCUCAAGAGGACCCGGCUUGGUCUCGAUGACUUCGAGUCCCUUAAAGUGAUCGGGAGAGGAGCAUUUGGAGAGGUCCGCCUGGUUCAGAAAAAGGACACUGGUCACAUUUAUGCCAUGAAGAUCCUCAGGAAAUCAGACAUGCUAGAGAAAGAACAGGUGGCCCAUAUCCGGGCUGAGAGAGAUAUCCUAGUGGAGGCUGAUGGCGCCUGGGUAGUGAAGAUGUUCUACAGCUUUCAAGAUAAACGCAAUCUGUAUCUCAUCAUGGAGUUUCUGCCUGGAGGAGAUAUGAUGACUCUGCUGAUGAAGAAAGACACUCUGUCGGAAGAAGCUACACAGUUCUAUAUUGCAGAGACUGUCCUGGCCAUUGACUCCAUUCACCAGCUAGGCUUCAUUCACAGAGACAUCAAACCUGACAACCUGCUGCUCGACUCACGGGGCCAUGUCAAACUGUCUGACUUUGGCCUCUGCACAGGCUUGAAGAAGGCCCAUCGGACUGAAUUUUACAGGAACCUCACACACAACCCUCCCAGUGACUUUUCAUUUCAAAACAUGAAUUCAAAACGCAAAGCAGAAACAUGGAAGAAGAACCGAAGACAGUUGGCAUAUUCAACUGUCGGGACGCCAGACUAUAUCGCCCCUGAGGUAUUCAUGCAGACGGGCUACAACAAGCUGUGUGACUGGUGGUCUCUUGGAGUGAUCAUGUACGAGAUGCUGAUAGGCUACCCACCCUUCUGUUCAGAAACGCCACAGGAAACCUACAGGAAGGUCAUGAACUGGCGAGAAACGUUAAUUUUCCCCCCCGAAGUGCCCAUUUCAGAGAGAGCAAAGGACUUGAUCCUUAGGUAUUGCACCGAUGCAGAAAACAGGAUUGGUUCAGGAAGUGUGGAUGAAAUUAAAUCCCACCAGUUCUUUGAGUCUGUGGACUGGGAGCAUAUCAGAGAGAGACCUGCUGCUAUUUCCAUCGACAUCAAGAGCAUCGAUGAUACGUCCAACUUCGAUGACUUUCCAGAGUCAGACAUUCUACAGCCAGUGACAAAUGUAACAGAACCAGACUUCAAGUCCAAGGACUGGGUUUUCCUUAACUACACCUACAAACGCUUUGAGGGAUUGACACAGCGUGGCACCAUCCCCACUUACAUGAAGGCGGGGAAGGCGUGAAACAGGCCACUGAUGGUCUGGAAGAGAAGGAUCAGAAUGUAAAUGAAAAUUCAAAUGCAGAUUUCUGCGGAUGACAAGCUUACGCACUGCCGCUUUGUGCUAAACAGAAGACCUGUUCUCAGAGGAGUCCCUGGUGAGGGGAAAAACAAAAAGCAUAAUAAUUAAAUGGCCAAAUAUAUGGAAAGACUCUAUUGUCCUGCUGCUUAGCUAAAAGGAGACACAAAUGUUGUCCAAAUGAUCUUCAACACUGGAUCAAACAGGGUCACAGAGGAAAGAAAGGGAAACGGAUACAUCACUGAAGCCUUACGUUCAGAAAACAGAGGAUGUUUUAACCUCGAGCCUCUUGGGUAACUAAACUGCAAUAAAGUUAAUUUCUCUCAGUCGUUUUUAAGCUGCUUUACCCAAAGGAAGUUGAGAAUCUGUAUAAACCCAAAUGAAACAUGUACACUGUUAGAUACACUGUAUGAUAUAGUUAACUACCUGAUGCUGAAUAUUUCCCACAAGUGUACUUUGUGCUUUUGUGCAGUUGUUUUAAUAUAUUGUUGCAACCUACCUAGAAAAAAAACUUGAAGAGGAGCAGUUUUGUUAUUUUGUUUAUAUCAAUGCCAGUGAGCAGCCAGCCCUUCCUUUACCUGUGCCUCAUUCAUUUUUGUUCGGUUGUGAGCAUUGUUGAUUUAUGCAACCAUUUUUAUAGUUGUUGUAAAACAUGCAAGAUGUAGCUUCAGUCAGUGGUUUUAAAGCAAAGAUAAAUAAUGCUAAAAACUUGCCCUCCUUUAUGUAAUAGAGUUUUGGAAAUCUACAGGG
Messenger RNA from Carassius gibelio (silver crucian carp), 2440 nucleotides. It is a transcript of the gene stk38l, whose product is annotated as serine/threonine kinase 38 like. The transcript is spliced from 14 exons. Bases 242 to 1636 code for a protein of 464 amino acids. Gene Ontology annotation, biological process: intracellular signal transduction; peptidyl-serine phosphorylation. Lineage: Eukaryota; Metazoa; Chordata; Actinopteri; Cypriniformes; Cyprinidae. Gene Ontology annotation, molecular function: ATP binding; protein serine/threonine kinase activity. The record is from RefSeq and is a predicted model, not a curated record.